AUGCAAGGUCUACACGUGUUAUUAUUCCUCCAGUAUGCCAUGGUUAUCCUCAGUCUGCUCUCGGCGUUGUUCAUCGCUCACUCUGCCUGUGGACGACGGCUACCUCCGCUACCUAUGAUAGGUAAGUGUCUGUCUCUCUUUCUGUCUCGUACAUUUGCAUCUAUAAAUGCAUGUGACUCAUCUAUGACUUAUUCCUAAGAAUGUAUAAAUUAAUUGAUUGUAACUGAUGUGUUUCCCCAGAUGGCUGUUUCAGGGUGUCUCCAGAGCCGGAGGUGUUCCGUGUGCAGGGUGAAGCGGUGGUCCUGAGCUGCUUUGGUUUUGACAGGGUCCUCCAGAUACGAUUCCCCAAGGCUAAGGCGGGUUACACCUAUGUCGUCGCCAAGGGAAAUGGGAAGGAGGGCAUUGACCCUGAGGAGGGGGAAGAGGGGCGGGUCCUGCAGCGUGAGCGACAGCUGUGGCUCCUCCCAGCUCGAACUUCUGACUCCGGAGAGUACUCCUGCAUCUACAGGUGGAUAAAUAGUCACAGCCAUUUGCAUAAGGCUUUCCCUUUAGUUACUUACUUUUACUUUAGUUAUUGUACAGUAUGUAAAUAUAUCUACCUGUCGUAUAUUGAUGUCUGUCAGUUUAACACUUUAUUUCAAUUUUGACAUGGACAAUGUCAUGGAAUAUCUAACAUAUCCUAGGCCAGGUUAUAUCCUGUAUUAUCAGUGCUCAAUAUGUAUUGCUUUUUCUCCUGUCAUUUUCAGAAAUGACACAUUAUGUGUAACUGGAAGCAUCACUCUACAAGUUUAUGAGACCAAGCAAACUGAUAUUGAGAAGUUGUCUUAUCCCAUCUCUACACGCGUGGGAAACAAUGUGUCAAUCAGCUGUCCUCAUUUUGAGUUCAACAGGACUGACGAAAUAGAGUGGUAUAAGGUGUGUGCAAACAAUAGACUACCUUCAUUGAAGUCUUCCUUUAUGGUCUGUUUUGUAGUUUGUGCGUGCGUGCGUGUAGCUAUGAACCAUCUACCUAAAGCAUGUCUGGAGUUUUCUUUAUUCAACUGUUUCCAUUCACACAGGAUUCCAGCCUGACAGUGCUUCCUGUUGGCAGUGGGCGCUACCACAGACAGAGACCAGACUUGAUCCAUAUCUCAGACGUGAGGCCAGCAGACCAGGGCUUCUACACCUGUCAGCUUAGAGUCCACGUCAACAACCUCCAGUACACAGUCAGCAGGACCAUGAAUCUCUAUGUAAAAGGUGGAAUACCACAGCACUACAACAAUUUUAUGAGAACCCACUGACUGAAUCCUCUGAAUACUUCUCCAUAGUUGUCCCAUCAUUUGCUCAAUAUUUGCAACCCACCCUUUUGACAGUUGAUGUGCUCUUGACUUAUGUGCGGCUGUAUUGGUCUACUAUGUGUUGUAAUGGUGGUGUGUUCUGUGGACCUCUCUCUCCAGUGCUUGACCCAGUUCCCUACACCCAGACCACCAGUCCCAUCUUUGACCCAGACACAACCCCAACCCCUAACCCUGGUCUCAGCACUGUGGAAUGUGAGUGAAUCUAUCGUUAUGCGGCUCAGAAAACAAAUGUCAAUAACAGGACUUUCCAGUCUAUUUUUGACCAAUUCACCUCUUCAAAAGCAUAAAUUGCUUACUUAGUGUGAAUCACUUUAUGUUGUUGAUAGUGUACUUAUGCUUAGCCUAGUUUAGUAGUCUUGGUCCUGGCUUUGUCUAAUGCCUGUUUAUUUCCUUUUUUAGACCCAGCAGUUGAGUCCCCCAAGAUUGUGUCCCCUGUCAAUGGAACAAUCUUUGAAAGUCCAUUGGGUGGGUGAAUCCCAUAUGCAUGCUCUGUUUAACUUGAAAACCUAUGUUUUGAUUUUGGCUUACCUCAGUGUUCUAACUGUACCACCUCUAUCUAACCACAUCCAGGCUCUAUUUUGGAGAUAUCCUGCCAGGUUUUCACAGGAAGCCAAUCAGCAGACGCCACAGUGGUCACAUGGUUGGUGGACGGCCAGUCAUUGGAUUCGUCCAACCUUGGUGGGCGGGCUCUGAUGAGUCAGAGGAGGUGAUACAUAUUGCAAGUGUCUCUUUAAUUGUGUACACAUAUAAUGUGCAAGCAAGCUCAUUGAAGAUUCUUGCUUUGUUACCAGGGUAACCACAGUGGCUGGGGGUUGUUAUGUUGAGGUGAAGCUGUACAUCGUUGAGCUGUGUGAGGAGGACACAAGGGCGGAGCUGAAGUGUGUCACUCAAAACCAAGGAGGAAGACAUGAGGUCAUUGCACAGUUCAGAGUCGAAGGUAGGCCCAAUCUCAACUAACAUAUGAUACAUGCACUAGACUGUUGGUUGGCUGAAAGCCCUGGUAUAUCAAACAAUAUACCACGGGUAUGACAUAAAAUUACUUGUUUACUGUUCUAAUUACGUUGGUAACCAGUUUAUAAUAGCAAUAAGGCACCUCAGGGGUUUGUGGUAUAUACCACGCACGGCUAAUGGCUGUAUCCAGGAACUCUGCGUUGCGUCGUGCAUAAGAACAGCCCUUAGCCAUGGUAUAUUGGCCAUAUACCACACUUCCUCAGGCCUUAUUGCUUAAAUGUACCAUUGAUUAUGUGAUUGAAACUCAAAGCAAGCCAUGAAAUGUGUGUGUUUCACUCGCUCUCUCCCUCUCUCAGACCCCAGGUCCACAUGGCUGAUGGUGGGUGUAGCAGUGUCUGUUUGUUUCCUGACGGUGGUUUCCAUCUUCCUUUACCUCCUCCUAAAACCCAGAGGAAAGGGUGACUACUUCCUGGCUCGACAGAACAGCACGUUUAGCUCCACUUUCAGCUCCACAUUGUGAGUUGCAAACGUAAACAUCUCCCAAGUGAUCUCGCUGGUACAUUGUGACUGAAAUGUUCUACUUUUCUGUAGUUUUGUUGACAUGUUUAGCAUUACAAUGACCCUACAGACCACAUAACAUAGCAUGACCCAUGUUCACUCCCACUCAUGGACUGGAUAAGCACUCUCAUACACAGUGUAUACAAAAGUUGACUUAAAACAGAAUGUAUACAAUGGAACAUGUAUUAUUGUUAUUAA
Messenger RNA from Coregonus sp. 'balchen', 3044 nucleotides. Lineage: Eukaryota; Metazoa; Chordata; Actinopteri; Salmoniformes; Salmonidae. The record is from the annotation of a GenBank genome assembly.